CACCGAGGCAGUCCUUGCUUCGGUGGCCACCGCCGGCGGGUUUCGCAGCCCCGCUGGCCGCCGUCGUCCUUCUCGCUUGAUUCGAACCCCAGACAGGUGGAUGUCCGGAGCGCAUGGUGACCCCAAAACUUUACGGAUGACAGUAGUCCUUUUCAACCAAAAAUCUUUCAUGUUGACCGAUUCUUCCUAAGAAAUAGUGAAUGGGAGGUAAUUUCAGAAUGGCAGAACUUUUUAUGGAAUGUGAAGAAGAAGAACUGGAGCCAUGGCAAAAGAAAGUAGAAGAAAUGCAGGAUGAAGAUGAUGAUGAGCUGAUUUUUGUUGGAGAGAUAUCAAGUUCAAAGCCAGCUAUUUCAAAUAUUUUGAACAGAGGUAACCCCAGCUCAUCUUCAAAGGGAAUAAAGAAUGAGACACUCAGUCAAGGUGGUACUGAUCUGAUGAGGUCUGCAAGUCAACAGAACAAAAGCCCCGCAUCAAGUCCAGUGACUGCACUGUCUAUAUUUAAUCUUGAUUCUGAAUCUAAAUCUUCACAAAGCUCUAUAACUGUUUCCAAUGUGUCUAAACCUGAUUUUACAAAUGAUUCAUUAGAAAUUGAUUCGGAUGAUUCUCCAGAAUUAUUUGACUUGACCCAGGAUUUAGAACCACUGUCCCAAGAGAAAAUAACAGUUGAUGCAGAAGCUGUGGAUAAAAGUGUGUCCUUAAAACGUACUUCUUUGAGAGCAAACAGUAUUAAUCCUAAAAAGCCAAAGAUAAGUGGAGAUGUUACCCAAAUAAAAACUUCGGCUUCAUUGUCUUUACGACGCUCUCCUUCAGAGACGUCCUCUUACGGCGCAGAUAACUCAUCAGCUCAACAUGAAACUGGAAUACCUGUUAGAUGUUGUCCAAAGUGCAGUGCUCACUUCAAUCUUUUUGAUACUUUGAAAAUUCAUAUGAAGCAUUGUUGUCCAGAUAUGAUACAUAAAAUUUUGGAGAGCACUAAAAUUGACCUUACAGAUACUGAAAAUACAAAUAGGACUAAUGCAGAAAAAGGAAAAUUGAUCAUGCUAGUUAGCGACUUUUAUUAUGGCAAACACGAAGGAGCUGUUGAUGAUGAACAGAAGACUUACACAACCUUUAAAUGCUUCAGUUGCGCGAAAGUUCUUAAAAACAAUAUUCGAUUUAUGAAUCACAUGAAGCACCAUUUGGAACUGGAGAAGCAGAACAGUGAGAGCUGGGAAAAUCAUACUACCUGCCAGCAUUGCUACCGCCAAUAUCCGACUCCUUUCCAGCUGCAAUGUCACAUUGAGAGUACACAUACACCCCAUGAGUUUUCUACUAUUUGCAAAAUAUGUGAAUUAUCAUUUGAAACGGAACAUAAUCUUUUACAACAUAUGAAGGACACUCAUAAACCUGGUGAAAUGCCAUACAUUUGCCAGGUUUGCCAGUAUAGAUCAUCAACAUUUUCUGAUGUAGAAGCUCAUUUCAGAGCAUCCCAUGAAAACACUAAGAACUUGCUAUGUCCUUUUUGCCUCAAAGUUAGUAGAAUGGCAGCUCCCUAUAUGAAUCAUUACAUGAAGCAUCAGAAAAAAGGAAUCCAUCGUUGUACAAAAUGCAGACUACAAUUUUUGACCUGUAAGGAGAAACUGGAUCAUAAGAGCCAGCACCGGACAUUUAUAAAGCCCAAAGAGCUUGAAGGACUGCCUCCUGGUACAAAAGUUACCAUUCGAGCUUCAAUUGGAUCUGUUCAUUCAAGACCAGCUAUAUCACCUCCCAGUAGUCCUCCAAGUACUUCUUCUUUUCAGCUCUCAUCUCCAAAAUCUAAAAGUCCAACUGCCAAAAGCUCCACAAAAUCUAAUGCUGGCAAAGCUAAGGCUAUCAAAGCAAAGGUGAACAAAGUUAAUGCCAGCAAAGCCAAAGCUAAGGCUACCAAAGCUAAGGCCGGCAAAGCUAAGGCGAUCAAGGCUAAAGCUAUCAAGGCUAAGAUUUGCAAGGUUAAGGCUGUCAAAGCUGCUAAGGCAGGUAGAGCUAAGGAAGUCAAACCUAAAACCAGCCAAUCUAAGGCAAGCAAAUCUAAACUAAAGAACUCUCAUGCGACUACAUCUGCUGCAAGUAAACCUAAACCAAGUAAACAAGUGAGAAAUAAAAUAAAACGUAAAGCAAAAAUUUCUCAGCAGCUAAAGCAACAGAACAAAAAGACAACUCUUACUCUAGCUUUGAAGAAUUUGAGGUGUCAUCGGGGACUUCACAAGUGCAUUGAAUGUCAUUCCAAAAUAAAAGAUUUUGCAGGCCACUUUUCAAUAUAUAUUCAGUGUAAUUUUUGCAAAUAUAACACUAACUGUAACAAAGCCUUUGUAAAUCAUAUGGUGAGCUCUCAUAGCAACCCUCCGAGUAAACGGUUUUAUAUUUUUAAGAAGCAUUCUGGAGCUCUCAGGUAAUUGUUCAUCUUUUUUCAUUCUCUA
Molecule: messenger RNA, 2435 nt
Organism: Suncus etruscus (white-toothed pygmy shrew)
Lineage: Eukaryota; Metazoa; Chordata; Mammalia; Eulipotyphla; Soricidae
Gene: ZNF280C
Product: zinc finger protein 280C
Exons: 17
Coding region: 201-2411 (736 amino acids)
Biological process (GO): regulation of DNA-templated transcription
Molecular function (GO): RNA polymerase II cis-regulatory region sequence-specific DNA binding; DNA-binding transcription factor activity, RNA polymerase II-specific
Source: RefSeq, a predicted model, not a curated record